Fonsecaea erecta is the source of this 915-nucleotide messenger RNA. RefSeq lists its product as hypothetical. The transcript has 2 exons. The record is from RefSeq and is a predicted model, not a curated record. Bases 1 to 915 code for a protein of 304 amino acids. NCBI's taxonomy places the organism in Eukaryota, Fungi, Ascomycota, Eurotiomycetes, Chaetothyriales, Herpotrichiellaceae.
AUGCUCGUCUUUCUUACAGGCGCGCCUGGCUUUAUAGGUCGUGUGACCAUCGAAGAACUCCUUAACCACGGCCAUGAAGUGCUGGGACUCGCCCGAAGCGAUGCCUCGGCGGAAACAAUCUCCAAACUCGGCGCACAGGUUCACCGGGGCGACCUGGAAGAUCUGGAGAGCCUGAAGAGUGGUGCGAAGAAAGCUGACGGCGUCAUUCACCUUGCAUUUAUUCACGACUUUAGCGACUAUGCGAAAGCCGCAGCGGUCGACCAGGCGGCAAUUGAGGCUAUGGCUUCCACCAUGGCCGGCACGGGAAAGCCACUGGUCAUCGCUUCGGGCACAAUGCUCGUUCGGAAAGGAAAACUUGCUACUGAAGACGAUGAGCCCGAGCGUGGGACCCCGUUUCAAGUGAGACAGGACUCCGCCGAUCUUGUUGUGAAGUUGUCAAAGGAAAAGGGAAUUCGAGGGUCGAUCGUCCGUCUCCCACCCACAGUCCACGGCAAAGGUGAUAAAGGUCUCAUUCCCCGCUUCAUCGAUGCCGCGCGACAGCAUAAUGCCGUCAGCAUUGUCGGUGAUGGAUCUAAUCGCUGGUGCGCUGUUCAUCGCCUGGACGCGGCUGUUCUCUUCCGCUUGGCGCUAGAGAAGGGAGCAUCAGGUGCAUAUUACCACGCCGUCGCCGAGCAAGGCGUCCCCAUGAAGGAUAUCGCGCGUGUCGUUGGCAAGAAGCUGCAGGUUCCAGUGGAAAACAAGCCCGCCGAUGAGGUCAUGAAGACACUCGGGUUUCUGGCUUUGGUGUUCGCAGCCGACAAUCCUACAUCAAGCGAGAAGACGCAGAGAGAGCUGGGAUGGGAUCCCAGGGCCUCUGGACAGCCUGAUUUGCUGGCGGACAUGGAGGCGCAUUACUUUUUGAGAUCACAUGUAUAA